AUGCAAAAUCGGAUUGCGGAAGAAGAAGCAGGAUUAACAAAGAAAAGGACCCCUUGGGAGAAGGCUGCAGAAGAAAAGGCUCUAGCAUAUGUAGCGUUGAGUGGCAUGGAACAAAUGCAUCCUAGGCCGUCCGAAGAAGUCUUCGCUCAAAACCGAAAGUUCUUAAAAGACGCUGAUAAAAAGCUUCAAAAGUUUGCCCGUGAAGGCCACGACGUGGAAACCGCCUUCCGCGAAGCUUUGGAAAAGGAGCAAGGGACGAUGCUUCAAAUGAAUGCAAUGGCACAAGCUUGGAAGAAAGAGAAUCCCAAUAAAACUAAUUUCGAAUACGGUGGACCAGAAACGCAACGGUUGUACGAACAGAUCGCAGCACCGCCUAAAUCAUCCAACCGACGGGGUCAGUUUUACACUUGCGACUAUUGCAAGAAAUCGAGCACUGUCGAGUUGAAAAUGUGUGCAAGGUGCAAAAAGGUGGCCUAUUGUAAUAGAGACUGUCAAAAGACGGCGUGGAAAGCUCACAAGAAGACCUGUGUUGAAUGGACCAAGACCAAAGAUCCAAAGGAACUUGCUCUCUCGUGGGAAGAAUUGGAAGCCUUUGGUGGACGGCCUGCAGAAGGCAAGGUCUUGGAAAUUCGAGCCAUGUUGGACGAAUCCAUGAUGCGACAGGUAUUUCAAUGCAAGGAUCGACUGGGCAAGCUUCGCCGUAUCGCGGCCUACACCAACAGUCGAAGCAUUCCGGGUUUGAGACAGGGCAGUAUCAUCAAAUGGAAGAAUCCCAAGUUUCACUACUUUAUGGACGGCAGUAGUGGGGCCCGAAUCGAAGAAGAGGACCUACCCAAUGUCACUGUUUCAUAA
Molecule: messenger RNA, 852 nt
Organism: Cylindrotheca closterium
Lineage: Eukaryota; Bacillariophyta; Bacillariophyceae; Bacillariales; Bacillariaceae
Source: the annotation of a GenBank genome assembly